AUUCACUUGUAAUUCGACAUUUUUUUGGAAUCAUCGUGAUUUUUGAGGGUAAUUCAUCAGUGCAAGUGCGUCUCAGGGUUCAGGAAGUAUAUUCUUGGAGGUCGUUGGGUUAUUAUCGAGUCGAGCUGUCUCGCACGGUUUUGAGCUUCAUGGAGAAACAAGACGGUGGCCCACGAGAGGAGUGGUUAGCUGAAGUGGGCUCACACAUCCAGAGGGUCUCAAUGAAUAAUUUAAUAAUGAAUUAUUUAGUCACAGAGGGUUUUAAAGAAGCAGCCGAAAAAUUCCAACAAGAGUCUGGUGUUGGACCAACAGUAGAGCUGAACUCGAUGGACGACAGGAUUCGCAUUCGCGAUGCAGUCCAGAAUGGCAGAAUCCAGGAGGCCACGGAUCUCGUCAAUCAACUCCAUCCUGAGUUACUUGAUAAUGACAGAUAUUUGUAUUUUCACUUGCAACAGCUGCACCUCAUUGAACUCAUUCGCACUGGGCGAAUAGAGGAGGCAUUGCAAUUUGCCCAAGAUCAACUUAGUGAGGCUGGUGAGUCGGACGAUAAUAUUUUGAGUGAACUGGAGCGAACUUUGGCUUUAUUGGCAUUUGAGGAACCUAUGAAGAGCCCUUUCAGUGAUUUGCUUCAUCCAUCUCACAGACAAAAGAUUGCAAGUGAAUUAAACACUGCAAUUUUAAAAAUGGAGCAUAGAGAAUCAACAAGUCCAAGGCUAAAUAAUCUCCUGAAGAUGAUAUUGUGGGCGCAGGAUGAACUGGACAAGAAAAAAGUCAAAUAUCCAAAAAUGACCGAUCUGGGGAGUGCAGCUAUCGAGAAUCCUAAGUAAUAAACUCAAUCCUUGAAUUAAAAAAAAAACAUUUUUAACAAGAAUUCAGAGCUACGAUUAUUUAUUCAUAUAUUGGUCUCAAAAGACUGUAACGAUUGUCUAAGUAUAAGUAGAACAAUGAGAAAACGAAUAAAAAUAAUGGUUAUUAAUAA
Molecule: messenger RNA, 979 nt
Organism: Diachasmimorpha longicaudata
Lineage: Eukaryota; Metazoa; Arthropoda; Insecta; Hymenoptera; Braconidae
Gene: Hou
Product: glucose-induced degradation protein 8 homolog
Exons: 4
Coding region: 150-827 (225 amino acids)
Biological process (GO): proteasome-mediated ubiquitin-dependent protein catabolic process
Cellular component (GO): cytoplasm; nucleus
Molecular function (GO): protein binding
Source: RefSeq, a predicted model, not a curated record